AUGCUGAGUGGGCAUAUUGUUAUUCCAGGAGAGAAUUUGAUGGCGCAGGAAACAAUUUUUGGAUGGAUUAUCUUGGGAAAAGUGGGAAAAACUCAAAGCAACUCGAAUCGCGUUUAUACUCACUUCACUCGUUGCGAGGAGUUCGAAGUUCAGAAGUUGUGGGAAUUAGAAGAAAUUCCAAACAAAAAAAUACUCUCCCCUUCAGAACAGGCAUGUGAAAACCAUUUUCACUCCACAUUUACACGUAAUGAUGAGGGUAGGUUUAUCGUAAGGUUACCUUUUCACAAUGAUAAUCUAAAAUUGGGUUCAUCUCGUGAAGUCGCAGAAAAGAGGUUGAUUCAAAAUGAGAAGAGUUUUGUCAAAAAACCCGAAAAAAUGAAAUUAUACAGAGAAUUCAUGCUCGAAUAUGAAAUGUUAGGUCACAUGGAACUGUGUUCAGAAAAUGAUAAUUCAGGAGAACAUUUCUAUCUUCCGCAUCAUGCUGUUAUGAAAUCAUCUCAGUCUUCUUCUAAGUUUCGCGUUGUCUUCGAUGCGUCUGCUAAAUCGUCAAGUGGAGCAUCUCUCAACGACAAGCUUAUGGUAGGUCCAACUUUACAGGACGACAUAGCAACCCUAUUAUUGAGAUUUCGCAAACAUAGAAUCGCUAUGACAAGUGACAUUGUUAAAAUGUAUAGGCAAAUUUUGAUUCAACCGGACGACACACAAUACCAAAAAAUACUCUGGAGACAAUCGUCAGACGAGGAAGUUAAGGAAUUCCGCUUGCUGACAGUCACAUAUGGCACAGCUUCAGCUCCAUAUUUGGCCACGAAAUGUCUGCAACAACUUGCAGUAGAAGAAAGUGAGAAAUUUCCGCACGCGUCUCAAGUAGUUAAAUCAGAUUUUUAUGUAGACGAUCUCAUGACUGGAGCCGAAUCCGUUGAAGAAGCAAUUCAACUGCAACAAGAAAUAAUUGAAAUGUUGAAGCGUGGAGGAUUUGAAAUCAAAAAAUGGUCAUCGAAUGAAGAAUUGGUACUUGAAAAUAUUCCCCCAGAAAGUCGUGCAACAUCUUUGCCUCUGGAAAUUAGAGAUGAUGUUAAGACCCUUGGAGUUCUGUGGAACCCAGCAACAGACACUUUUUCUUUUAGGUGGAACUUACCUCCUGUGUCAGAAUUUUGCAGCAAACGUAUCGUGCUAUCCUUCAUAUCUACAAUUUUCGAUCCUUCUGGAUGGAUUUCUCCCGUUGUUCUUAAAUUCAAGUUGCUUAUUCAACACCUCUGGAAAUUGAAGCUCAGCUGGGACGAAAAUCUUCCACCAGAUUUACAGCUAGAAUGGAAAUCUCUAGUCGAAGACUUAUCUCAACUAAAAGAAAUUAAAGUACCCAGGUACAUUCUUCAACCUUACAGCAACAUCAUAGAACUUCACGGAUUUUGUGAUGCCUCCGAAAAAGCAUACGCGGCUGCAGUAUACAUACGAACGAUUUCGAUGAAUGGCAACAUUAAUGUGCAACUGGUUACUAGCAAGACCAGAGUAUCACCUAUAAAAUUUGUUUCUCUUCCUCGACUUGAACUUUGUGCUGCUCCUCACAUGGGAGGCAUUUGGGAAGCGGGCAUCAAAUCUGUGAAAUUCCAUCUUAAGCGCAUCAUAUCAAACGUGAUAUUAACUUACGAAGAGUUAUACACGAUCAUAGUGCAAGUUGAAGCCUGUCUCAACUCUCGUCCUCUCUCACCUCUGUCCAGUGAUCCAAAUGACCUUUCAGUGCUCACACCAGGACACUUUCUUAUUGGUGGUCCACUAAACGCUGUUCCAGAAACAGAUUUUACAUCUUCUAAACUCAACCAUCUGACACGCUGGCAGCUGACGCAACUAACACUUAAAUAUUUCAUGUUGAAACAGCAGUGUUUCAAGGUGGGCGGAAUGUUCGAGUAUACCAUUUGGGAUAAUCCAUAG
Molecule: messenger RNA, 1926 nt
Organism: Uloborus diversus
Lineage: Eukaryota; Metazoa; Arthropoda; Arachnida; Araneae; Uloboridae
Exons: 4
Coding region: 1-1926 (641 amino acids)
Source: RefSeq, a predicted model, not a curated record